Candoia aspera is the source of this 2357-nucleotide messenger RNA. RefSeq names its product membrane primary amine oxidase-like. NCBI's taxonomy places the organism in Eukaryota, Metazoa, Chordata, Lepidosauria, Squamata, Candoiidae. The record is from RefSeq and is a predicted model, not a curated record. Gene Ontology annotation, molecular function: copper ion binding; primary methylamine oxidase activity; quinone binding. Gene Ontology annotation, cellular component: plasma membrane. The transcript has 4 exons. Gene Ontology annotation, biological process: amine metabolic process. The coding region runs from base 1 to 2277 and encodes 758 amino acids.
AUGAAUUUGAAACUGAUUUAUUCUCUCAUAGCAAUAUGCAUCACCAUCAUUGUCAUCUUAGUCAUGGUUUUCCAAAAUAGAGGAGAAAAACCCAUGGCUUGUGAGAGCCAUUCUCAGAAAAAGGGGCAAGAGGAAGGUGGUCAGGAUACUGGCAGCCAGGUGUUUCAAGAUUUAAGUCCAGAAGAGAUAAUGCAGGUCAAGAGCUAUCUACAGUCCAAUCUGGGUGUGCCGCUGGUAGAGACGCCUCAAGCCAAGCCAUCAGACAACUGCAUCUAUUUCAUCACCUUGCAGCUUCCUCCCAAAGCAGAAGUGUUAGAAUUCCUGGACCAUCAAGGAUCUAGGCCAGCACGGGAAGCUCUGGCUGUGGUCCAUUUUGGAAAUCAGGUGGACCCCAAUGUGACAGAAUUUGUGGUCGGUCCACUUCCAGAACCAACAUAUCAUCAAGAUAUCACAAUACAAAGAUAUGGAAGGAAAUUGCCUUAUUCUAAAAGGAUGGUUUUGACAAAUGAAUUUGAUGAAAUCAGUGAUUUCUUAAAGAGGAAUGAAUAUCCUAAGGCUCCAAAUUUCAUACAAAAGGUUCUAAAUCAAAAUGGCAGCAGUGUUUGGUACAUUCAUGAAAUGCCACCAGGACAAAAAUCAGGAGAUCGCAAAAUGUGGGUGAGUCAUUACCAGGAUGUUCCUGGCUACUAUUUGCACCCAGUUGGGUUUGAGGUCCAAGUGGAUCAUAGUAGCCUGGAUGUUUCUCAGUGGAAGGUAAUAAAAGUAUUCUAUAAUGGACAAUAUUUUGAAGACAUGGAAGACAUUGAGAUACAAUUCAAUAUGGGAAAGGUUAUAGUAGACAAGGUUAAACAACCCCCUCCUGAUGGGGGAUACUCAUCACUGAAGCAGAGGGUGCCACCAAAAGUUUCAGGCCCUUUGCAUUAUGAACCUCGUGGACCACGCUAUAGGAUUCAGAAUAAUCAAGUCACCUUUAUGAGGUGGAGUUUUGCAUUUGGAAUUGAUGCAGGCAGGGGACCACGUAUCUUUGAUGUCAGGUUUAAUGGAGAAAGAAUAAUCUAUGAGUUAAGUUUGCAAGAAGCAAGUGCUAUCUAUGGCUCAAACAAUCCUAGUUCCAUGUUUACCAGAUACUUGGAUGCCAGCUAUGGACUUGGUUCAUUUAUCUUCCCACUUACCCAGGGAAUAGAUUGUCCUUAUUUAUCCAAUUAUUUGGACUGGCACUUUUUUCAUGAUACUUCAGGACCUGUUAGCCGUAAGAAGGCUAUCUGCAUCUUUGAGCAGAAUGCUGAGUUGCCCAUACGACGACAUUAUGAAAGCAUCCAGUCUCCUUUUUAUGGAGGGUUGGCAGAUUCAAAUCUGGUGUUCCGGACCAUAUCUUCAGUUGGCAACUAUGACUAUGUCUGGGAUUUUAUUUUCCACCAAAAUGGAGCUGUUGGUGUUCGGGUCUAUGCCAGCGGGUAUAUUCAGUCUGCUUUUUACUUUGGUGAUGCCAGAGACUUUGGCAAUAGAGUCCAAGAAUGGGUUCUGGGAAUAAUUCAUACCCACAACAUUCAAUUCAAAGUGGAUUUGGAUAUUGGUGGUGUGAAAAACACCCUGGUUGGCAAUGACAUGGCUUUUGAGACAGUGCAGGCCCCUUGGAGCCCAGAGCAUGAGCUCCAUCGAAUGAAGAUGGUGAGGAAAGUUUUGGACACCGAGAACAAGGCUGCAUUCCGUCUCCGUGACAACAUGCCCAGAUACAUUUAUUUUGCUGCCAACCGAACCAAUAAGUGGGGCCAUGAGCAGGGCUAUCGGAUCCAGAUAGUCAGUUUUUCUGGAGACCAUCUGCCAGAAUCAGAUCCAAUGGAGCCAGGCAUCAGCUGGGGUCGUUAUAAGCUGGCUGUAACAAAGAGGAAGGAAAAUGAACCAUUCAGCACCACUGCCUACAAUCAGGUUGACCCAUGGAAACCUCCCAUCACCUUUGCUGAAUUCAUAAACAAUGAGAGCAUUGUCAAUGAGGAUCUGGUUGCCUGGAUCAAUACUGGCUUUCUGCAUAUUCCACAUGCUGAGGACAUCCCCAAUACUGCAGCCCUUGGGAAUGUGGUUGGUUUCUUCUUGAGACCGUACAAUUAUUUUGAUGACGACCCUUCCAUGUAUUCUCCGGACAGCGUCUUCUUCGCCAGCCAGCAGGACGCCACGUCCUGUGAGAUCAACCAACUUGCCUGUCUGGCAAAAAUCGCUUCGUGUUUGCCCACUUUCCCCCCUUUCACUUACGAGGGUUUUCAAAACAUGACGACUUUCUAAUGUCUUCCACUUUUUGACAGGUGAAUUAGAAAUUGGGAACAAACAAUGAAUGUGUACUACAGGCAGCUAAUGCUGAGAGU